Messenger RNA from Corylus avellana, 2403 nucleotides. RefSeq names its product Protein kinase superfamily protein. Gene Ontology annotation, biological process: protein phosphorylation. Gene Ontology annotation, molecular function: ATP binding; protein kinase activity. The record is from RefSeq and is a predicted model, not a curated record. Lineage: Eukaryota; Viridiplantae; Streptophyta; Magnoliopsida; Fagales; Betulaceae.
AGAGAUACCGAAAGCCCGAGGGGAAAGGGGGUUCCUUUCCUUUCAGUUUUCUAGUCUUGAUUCAUUGAUUCAGCUCCUUGCAGUGGGUGUAUGUGUUUUUGUGUAUAUAACCGUCUCUUUCCUUCACACCAAAAUCAAAAAUAUCUCUCCCAAACUCUCUCUUCCCUCCUUUGGGAUUCCAGUCCCAGAAGCUCUUUCUCUCUCUAUUCCCUCUCGCUGUUGAUUUUCAUUCCUAAUUCGUCGACACCCCACUUUCUAUUGAGGGAAUGGCUAAACAAAUUGUUCCCACACAACCGGGUGCUUCUUUUGAGUACGAGCUUCUUGAAGAUGAUCCCGACCACCCUACAACCGUUGUGGCCUCCUCAAGCCAGAUAAGUCCAUGGAUUGAACCUUCGAAAUUGAAACUUAGACACAGAAUCGGGAGGGGCCCAUUUGGGGAUGUUUGGUUAGCAACUCAUCAUCAGUCGACCGAGGACUAUGAUGAGUUUCAUGAAGUGGCUAUCAAGAUGUUACAGCCGAUCAAAGAGGAGCACACGAGGGCUUUGUUGGAUAAGUUUGCGGAAUUGUUUUCUAAGUGUCAAGGGGUAGGAGGUGUUUGUUGGCUGCAUGGGGUUUCGGUUAUAAGUGGAAAGAUAUGCAUCGUUAUGAAAUUCUAUGAGGGAUCGGUUGGUGACAAAAUGGCUUGCCUUCGUGGGGGGAAUCAUUCAUUGCCUGAUGUUUUGAGGUAUGGUAUUGAUUUGGCUCAGGGAAUUCUGAAACUGCACUCAAAAGGGAUUUUAGUGCUUAACCUUAAACCUUCUAAUGUGCUUCUUAAUGAAAAUGAUCAAGCACUUCUAGGAGAUUUUGGUAUUCCUUAUCUACUGGUUGGAAUCCCAUUGCCAAGCUCAGAUAUGGCUCGCAGGCUUGGAACACCAAACUAUAUGGCUCCAGAGCAAUGGCAACCGGAAGUGAGAGGUCCAAUAUCCUUGGAGACCGAUUCAUGGGGAUUCGGGUGCACCAUUGUUGAGAUGUUGACUGGUGUUCAGCCUUGGCGUGGGAGAUCUCUAGAUGAAAUUUAUCAUUCAGUUGUCAAAAAGCAAGAAAAGCCAUGUAUUCCCGACGGCCUUCCUCCACUACUUGAGAAUGUUCUUAUUGGUUGCUUUGAGUAUGACUUGAGGAGUCGUCCUUUGAUGACAGACAUAUUGCGUGUGUUUCAGAGCUUGAAGAAUACCAUCAACGAUGAUGGAGGCUGGGCAGGUCUUGGAAGUGGAUCAAUCUUGGAAAAAUCAAGUAACACUGGUUACACAGAGUGGUUCCUUUCAAAGGAUCAUCUGCAAGUGGGUGACACGGUGCGUUCCAGAAAGCCACCAAACUCGUGCAAACCUGAAAACAUGGAAGUCCCAGAAGGAACAGUUGUGGGUCUAGAACACGACACAGAUAGAGAUGGUUUUAUUUUGGUGAGGGUCCAUGGCAUCCAUGACCCAUUAAGGGUUCAUGUCUCAACUCUGGAGCGGGUCACAAUUGGCUUGGCAGCUGGUGAUUGGGUACGCUUGAAGGAAGAAGACAAGAAGUACUCACCAGUGGGUAUUAUUCAUUCCAUCAAUCGUGAUGGAACUGUGGCUGUUGGAUUUAUAGGGAUGCAAACUCUUUGGAAGGGAAGGUCUUCUGAGUUCCAGAUGGCAGAAUCUUACUGUGUGGGCCAGUUUGUUAGACUGAAAGCCAAUGCUUUGAGCCCUCGAUUUGAAUGGCCUCGUAAAAGGGGUGGCGCUUGGGCUACAGGGAGGAUUUGGUGGAUCCUACCCAAUGGGUGCCUUAUUGUCAAGUUCCCAGGGAUUUUGACUUUUGGAGAUGAGUUGACCCCCUACUUGGCUGAUCCAGCUGAAGUAGAAGUGGUUACAUUUAACACUUGCCCAGGGAUGGUAAAGAAGUAUCAGCACCUUGAGGAUUUUCACUGGGCAGUGAGACCACUUUUGAUUACACUGGGCCUAUUUACAGCCAUGAGGCUAGGCAUCUUUGCUGGAAAGAAAAUGGGGAUGUCGAAAGCGAAGAAGCGUCAGGCCAGUGCUAUACAAACAGACAGUGAACACAUGGAUAGCCAAAAUGCUGGCAACCCUGGAUGGAUCCCUCCAAAAGUGGCAAAUAUGCUUUUCAGAGAAGGUGUUAGCACUGUUCGGUAGUUUCUUCUGCUUACUUUAUUUGCCCCAAGCUAGUUAACUUUGCUACAAUGCUCAUAUAAAUUGGCGUAGCUGGGAUGUUAGCUAGUGCAGGGCAUUUUACUGACACUCUUGGCUGAAGUGCAAUAGAAUCUAAAUAUUUGUGCCAAAUGUUUAUUUAUAGCUUCAGCUCAAACAUACUUCUGGCUGUUCAUAAAAUUGUAAAGAUGCACUCAUGCUAGAUCAGUAAUAUGCUGUAAUUAUUCUUAUA